Messenger RNA from Aphidius gifuensis, 9574 nucleotides. RefSeq lists its product as uncharacterized. The record is from RefSeq and is a predicted model, not a curated record. Gene Ontology annotation, biological process: regulation of transcription by RNA polymerase II. The transcript has 12 exons. NCBI's taxonomy places the organism in Eukaryota, Metazoa, Arthropoda, Insecta, Hymenoptera, Braconidae. Gene Ontology annotation, cellular component: nucleus. Gene Ontology annotation, molecular function: RNA polymerase II transcription regulatory region sequence-specific DNA binding; DNA-binding transcription factor activity, RNA polymerase II-specific. Bases 879 to 7640 code for a protein of 2253 amino acids.
CCCGCCGUCGUUGCCACAGCUCUUCAUCGUUAAAUUAUCAUUGAUAUACUAUUAUCAUUAUUUAAAAAAAAAAUUAAAAUAAUAAUAAUAUACCUAAUAAAGUCAGUGUUAUUACAAUUAAUUAUUAAAUUAAAAUACCGUAAUUAAUUAAUUUAAAAAACUAAAUAAAUACGCGUGUGUGAAAAGUGAAUUAUUAUUAUUAUUUUUUUUUCUUUUUUUUUUUUUAAAUUAAGUGUACAUAUACUAACCCUAAGUUGGUUAUUAAUGUGUGACCUCACUCUGACAUAUCAAUACACCAAAAAAUAUAAAUUAAAUAAAUUGUGACUUAAUAUUAUUUAUAACAAUUAAUAUUAUUAUGUAAUUUACAUAAUUAAAAUGUUAUAAAUGAAAAAAAAGAAAAAUAAAGGAUAAAAAUUAUAGUUAAUUUUUUUUUUUUAUUUUAAAUUUUUUUUUCUAUUUUGAAAAAAAAAAAAAAAAAAAUAUAUAUAUGUUCAUGUAUUUCAAGUGUUGAGUGGAUAUUUCUUUUGUCGUCGACCGGUGCCCCUGUGUAUAUGUGUAUAAAAAAUUUUUUAAAAGUGGGGUAAAUAAGAGUAUUGUGGUCCUUGGACCUCGUGUUAAAUCGCCAGAGGAGGAUGCUCAACAGUUGCAACUGGCGAGAAGAAUUGGAGGUCGGAAUAAUAAAUAAUAUAUUUGUUAAAAAUUUUGAUAUUAAUGAGAGAAGAACGAGUACAAAAUUAUCGCAUCCCGUUCCCGAAAGUCGGGUACUGAGGUAUGCAACAAGCUCGUGUUACCAUCAUUUUGUCACCAUCAUCAAAUCAUCGGACACUGAUCUUCAACCUCCUCUCGUCUGUAUGGACUAGCAGGGUAAGGUGGCAAAAAUGCUGACCUCACAUCCCGAAAUGCAUGAAAAACGUGAUGGAAUUGGCAGAAGCCAAUAUGGAAGUGUUGUUGAUAGUAAUGACAGUGGUGGCUGUGCCAGCAUGGAUGACAAAACUGAUCAACAACCUUCAACAAUUCAACGUAAUACAUGUGAUCCAUCAAUUAGUGCUAAAAAACUUCCAAAGAAAAGAAAAUUUGAUCCAUCUGAACUUGAAGAGAUGGACAAAACUAGUAAUGUUGUUAUAAAUGUUGGACAAAAUAAUACAAUUGUACAUCAUACAUUACCAAUUGUAUCAAUAAAUCAAUCACAACAACAUUCUCCUCAUUAUCAUCAUUCAGUAAAUCAUCAUUCCCAUCAACCACCACAGCAACAGCAACAACUUCAUCAUCAUUAUCAUCAUUUGCAUCAUCAACCAGCUCAACAACAACAACAACCAAUGCAUAUACAAGAACAGGAAGAAGAACAAAUAGAAAAACAUGAACCUCAACAACCUCCACCACCAUCACAACAACAAAAACAAACAUUGGCCGAUUGUUAUGAAUCACCACAUGAUCAUAACAUCGGUCAUUUACCUCCUCAAAGUUCAGCUGUGAAUUAUUCAUUACGUGAUGAAUUACCAAGAUCAAAUAAUUCACAUAUAUUAACAACAAAUGAUACAUCAAUGUCAAUUGAUUUAAGUGAAUGGCGUGAUCAUCGUGUAUUAGCUUUACGUGAAUCACGUUAUUAUCCUGGUGUUAUUAGAAGUGCUUCAAAUGGUGAAAUAUGUAUUGAAUUUGAUGGUGAUAAUCAAUUAGUGAGAUAUACUGAUGUACUUGGUGCUGGUAAAUAUGAUAUUAUUGGUGAUUCAAGUCCAUCAGUUGGACAAGUAUCAUUAGAUGCUAAAGUUUGUGUUAAAUGUCCAACAACAAUUGGACAUCAUGACUCUAUGAAAAAUGUAUUUAUACAGGGAAUUGUGUGCAAAAUAUUAACAAAACCAAGUCGUUUUGUUGUUAAUAUUAUACGUGAUGAUAAAAGUGAAAAUUGUACAAUUAAAAGAGCUGAUUUACGGCUCAUUCAACCACCAUGGUUUGAUGAAUUAGAAGAAGGAUUAGAAGAUGAACAAAUGCGAGUUGAUUAUGUUGGUGAUCAUAGCGAAUAUAGAAAUUCAUUGGUUGAAGCUUCACCAUCAGGACAAAUUAUUCAACAUCAUCAAACACCACAUAUGUCAUCGCACAAUGACUCAACCGAGUAUUACAGUACAGCUGAUACAAGUCCUUUGGUAGGAAUGAAUAAUCCAGUACAUCCUACAUCCACUGCAAUGAGCAAUGGUAGUCGUCCUUAUGAUGAUCUUGAAAGUGAAGAUGAUCUUGACAGAGAAGAUAUAACAUUCCCCUCUGAUGCAGGAAGCAGUAAAAGAAGUAGUAUGCAAAGUCGAGGAAGUACAAGCAGUUUAGUUGAACAACGUAGUAUAACUCCACGUUCUCAAGCUGCAACACCCAGAUCUCAGGCAGCAACGCCACAUAAAUAUAAAAAAGGUGAUGUAGUAGCAACACCAAAUGGCAUUAGAAAAAAAUUUAAUGGUAAACAAUGGCGUCGUUUAUGUAGUAAAGAAGGUUGCUCAAAAGAAAGUCAAAGACGUGGUUAUUGUUCACGUCAUUUGAGUCUUAAAGGUACUGGUUUACGUGGACCAACUGGUACAUUUAGUAAUGUUGGUGGUGAAGAAACAUCAAGAGAUUCUGAUACAUCACCAAAUUAUGGUGAUCGUCGUAUGACAGGACGUUUUGAUCAAGAAGAAACUGAAGCAGCAAAUAUGCUAGUAUCAUUAGGUAGUUCACGUUCAGCUACACCAGCAUUUUCAUCACCAACAGCUCAUUCUUCCAUAUCACCAUGUAUUAAUCAAUCACCAGUACCACCACUUGGUUUAAAUCAAAAUAAUGUAUUUAUGCCAAUAUCAAGUCCUGCACAUCAUGCCUCAGCUUCUCUCAUAUCACCUGGUCCAAAAUGGAAACAUUCACCAACUCAACCAAUUUUUACAAUACAAUAUCAACAACAAGUUAUUAAACCAGAACCAAAUAGAAUGGUGAGAACAAAUAGACCAACAAAUCAACAGCAACAACAACAACAACAACAAUCAGUUGGAUCUGUACCAGCAAGUAUUGGUACAAGUGUCAUUAGAAUAUCACCAAUUGGUCGUGGAAUUUCAGCACUUGCAUGGUCUGAUCAAAGUCCACCAUCAGUAGUUAGACAUCCAUCAGUUGUUACAUCAAUGGCACAACAAAGAGAACAACAACGUGAACAACAACCAGGGAUAAUAUUACAACAUGCACUUACAACAAAUCAUCAAGUAGUUGAUGAUAAAACUUCACAACAUAUAAAACCUUCAAAUUCACCUCAUAUACCUGUAUCAAAUCAACCACCACAAAAUUUAAGUUUUAAAACACAAGAAUUACCGGUCGACUAUGCACAACAAAAUCAAGUACAAAGCCAACCAAUUUAUAUUAUGCAUACUCAACCAUUGCAAAAAUUACAAAGUAUCACAAUUCAACAACAACAACAACAACAACAGCAACAACAACAACAGCAACAACAAACACAACCAGUUCAACAAAUUGAUAAAAAAUAUUUUGUAAUAAAAAAUGGUACUGAUAUGCCACCAACUUUACAUAUAACAAGUGGUCAUGAUGAUAAAUUAUAUAGGACAAAUACAAUGAAUCAUCUUGGAUCGAUUCAGCAAUUACAACAAGCACCUCAAUGUCAGCCACCUCCACCACCACCUCCUCCUCCACCACCGCCACCACCUCCUCCACCAGCACAACAGCAACAACAACAACAACAACAGCAACAACAACAGCAUCAACAACAAAAUCAACAGCAACAGCAGCCACAACAGCAACAGCAACAUCAACAACAAAAUCAACAGCAACAUCAACAACAAAAUCAACAGCAACAACAACAGCAACAAUCAACAGAAUCCACUGCUCAUACCGAUAAAUUAUCAAUUUUACCACAAACAAAUAAAAUUGGUAUUCAUUCAUCAGGAAUUCAUGUUGAUUUAGGAAGAAAUUUACAAACAAUUUCAACUAGUAUUGUUAUGCCAUCAUCUACAACAAUUACAAAUGUAACAGCUCCAACAAGUGUCUUUCAGCAUGUUAUAGUACAACCCAGUCAUCUUGUUAAAGUCACUGAGGCUCCAUCAUUUCGUGAUGAUAUUACUAAAAGCAAUGGAGUUGUUUAUGGCAAUUCUGAAAUUUCAACUGUUUAUCAACCUCAUCCUCCACCAUUGCUCAACAAUUCAGCACGUAAUUGGAAAAAAGCUUAUUCCUACCAGACAACAGUAAUGGACCAGAUGGAGGUAAGUCCUCCACCAUCUGCAUUGAGUCCACCAUUGAGUGCUCCACCGAUACCAUUGAGUAUCCCAAAUUCAGUAACUGAACAACCUAGACAAAUAACAACAACAAAUGAACCUGGCCCAGGAUCAGAUCCAAUAACACCUGCUGAAGAAGAUGAUGAUGAUGUUUUUGAGCCUGAACCAAUAUUACCAAUCGAACAUGAGGCCAGUUCAAGUAAACGAAGAAGUCAAUCACUCAGUGCAUUACACUCAAAAGAUCCUCAAAGUCCACUCAAGACCAAGGAUCGUAUACGUCGACCAAUGAAUGCGUUUAUGAUAUUUUCAAAACGUCAUCGUGCUGUUGUACAUCAACGUCAUCCAAAUCAGGACAAUCGUACUGUAUCAAAAAUACUUGGUGAAUGGUGGUAUGCAUUGAAGCCUGAAGAAAAACAAAAAUAUCAUGAUCUUGCUGCAGAAGUUAAAGAAGCACAUUUUAGAGCACAUCCAGACUGGAAAUGGUGCAGUAAAGAUAGAAGAAAAUCAUCAAAUACAAGUUGUAAAGGUAAUGAACCACGUGGAAAACUAAAUAGUACAGGAGAAGAGACAGAUAUGGGACCACCAAGUGAUGAUAUACCUUUAACACCUCGUGCUUCUGAUGAAAUAUAUGUACCUGUAGCUGCAGUUUAUAAUAAUGAUACAUCAAGUAUUGCUGAUAGUACUAAUCAACAUAUAACAGCACAAACAACAACAACGACGACGACAGCAACAACAACGACAACAACGACGACGACGUCAACAGCAACGACAACAACAACAACAACAACAACAGCAUCAUCAACAACAUCAUCAUCAUCAUCAACAGCAACAUCAACAACAACAUUACAAGCAAUGGAUACAACAACUUCUGAUUUGUCUAUUAAACAAGAAGAUGACACAACUGCCUCGGAUGAUGAACAACAAAUGGUUAUUUGUGAAGAUACUCAACAAGAUAACGAAUCUAUAGAAAAAGAAAGUGUUAAAAUGACAGAGAUACAAGAGACUGAUAAACACGAUGAUGAUAAAGAAGAAAAAACUUUUGGACAAUGUCGAGAUAGAUAUUCACCAGUAAGUGGACAUAAUAUAAAAAUUGAUAUAACUUGUCGUCCAAAACCAAUUAAAGCAUUAAUUCCAACAAGUACAAUUGAAACAACAACAAAAUAUCAUCAUGUGUCAAUGGAUAAAGGUGGUGGUACUGUUUCUGUAUUAUCAACUUAUCCUUAUCAUAGUCCAGUUAAUCCAACUGGCGUAUCUGGUUUUCAGCCAAAAGGUGGUGCAUUUAUUACCAUGCCAGUUUCACCAAAAAUUGUCAAACCUGAACCUAUAAAAAUUGAUCAAAAACAACAGCAGCAACAACAGCAACAACAACAACAACAACAACAACAUCAUCAGCAACAACAACAGCAGCAACAACAACAAUACAAUACACAAUAUAAUGUUAAUAAUUUAGUGACUAAUGAAAAUGGUAGAAAUAUAUCAAAAUUUACAACAGCAUCGGUGCUACAUUCAAUUGGUACAAAACCGAUGAUGGCUGUAUUAAAACAACAACCAUUACCAUCACCAACAUCUACAUAUAGAACAACAGCAACAUCAGAUGGUCACUAUCAAGCUUCACCAAUAACUUUGACAUUACUUGAUAAUGAUUUAGUUGCUGUUUCAAAGCAUCAUCAACAACAGCAACAACAGCAACAGCAACAGCAACAACAACAACAAGGUAAUCAAUAUAUUUGUUCAACAACACAACAUCAAAGAAUGUUUAUACCAAAUUUUCAAAUACCAAUAUGUGAAAGUGGUAAUCGUAAUGUUACAACAAUGCAAAAUUUUAUAUCAAAUAAUAAACCUGAUACUCCAAGUGUUAUUGUUGCAAAAACAUAUUCAGUAUCAAAUUCAAAUCCAAGUACACCAAGUUAUCGGGGUCAUUCAAUUGGUCAUUCAAUUGCUAGAAUUGCUGAAUUAGAAAAAAAUAAUGAUAAUACAGCUGUUUCAAAUCAUGUACAAUUUUAUAACAACAACAACAAUAAUAAUAACAACAACAAUAGUAGCAAUAAUAAUAAUAACAACAAUGUUAAAUCAGAUCAAUCAAGAAAUAAUAUUGAUAAUGGUAAUAGUAUUCUUUUAUCAAUAUCAAAUAAUAAUGAUAAACAACAUAAACCACCAUUAACACCACGCACACCACAGACACCUCAUCGAAAUGAUCAAAAUAGCAUGGAACAUUCAACAAAUUAUUCAAAUGAGGAUACAACAACAGUCAGGGCAAGUGAUAUUAAUCAAACAAAAGGACCAUUUAUGCUUGCACCAACACCUGCACAACUUGGUCGUGCACCAUUACAAAGAAGACAAUCACAAGCAAUAACUCCAACGUCAAAUGUGGCUGAUCAUGCAACGAAUCAACAUUUUGACAAUCAUGGACAAAAUAAUACGUCAAAUGUCGAACAACGUCAACAGGUACAACAACAAAAUCAAUCACAACAUCAUCAGCAACAGCAACAACAACAACAACAACAACAACAACAACAACAACAACAACAACAAAAACAACAAAAUAAUGAAAAUAUGACUUUACAAUCACCAUUAACGAAAAAAGGUUCUUUUUUCAAGAAAAAUGUUGAAGAUGGAAUGGACAGAGUUCUUGAACAAGUUAAUUUUCAAGAAAAAUUUUCAUCGUUACCUGAAUUUAAACCUGACGAUAUCCAAAGUCCAAGUGCAAUAAGUAUAAAUACACCAGCUGGUCCUUCUACACAUACACCAAGCUCUGUUGGUUUGCAUACGUCAAAUGUAACAUCAAGCCUUCAAAGUUAUAGAAAAAAAACAGGACAAAGUUCUCAUAGAUCUACACUUAAUGAAGAAGACAAUGAGACUGAUGUAUCUGCAACACCAAAAUCAGCAACAAGUGUUAAAUUAACUGGAAAUACAUUUUUUGGACCAGAUUUUAAUGUUGAUGCAUUUAGAUUGAAUGCUGAUAUUGGUAAUGAGGCGGAAGCAAAUUCACCAAGAACACCAAAAACUCCAAGUGGUGGUAAUAAUAGUAAUUGUGGUGGUACAAGUGGUGGUGGUGGUGGUAAUGGUGUUAAUUCAUCAAGAACUGAACAUGAACGUGGACCACGUAAAGUUCUUGAACAACGUAGACAACUUGUUAUGAUGUUAUUUCAAGAACACGGUUAUUUUCCAACAACUCAAGCAACUUCAUUCUUCCAAACAAAGCACUCUGAUAUAUUUCCACAUAAAACAAGUCUUCAACUUAAAAUACGUGAAGUUAGACAAAAAUUGAUGGCAAAUCCAACUCCAAUGAGUGCAAGUAAUUUAGUUAGUCCUUUACCAGCCGCUGAGCCAUCACCCAGCGUCACUGGACCCUUGACUGCUCCUCCAACGUCUAUGGGAGCUCCACCUUCACUGCCUGUUAGCAGUAGUGGUAGCUAGCACCCAUGUGCCAACUGUGAUACUCUGAAUUCUCUAACUCCACAACGCGAGUACAUUAUAAUUCUUUAAUAAAAGUUUGAUAAUAUAAAGAAAAAAAAAAAAAACAGAUCAGUAAUAGUUACAGUAAUAAUAAUUUAAAGGAAAAAAAAAAUCUAAUGAAAGAAGAGUCAUUAGUAAAAAAUCAGAUUUGUUUCUUUUUUUUUUCUUUUUUAAUUUUUAUUUACUGGAUUAUCAGAAAUACCAGUCAAACACCAAGACAUUGACUGGUGUUUUUUUAAAUAUAAACUAGGUGGUAAUAAUGCCUAUCCCAAACUAUUACUGAUCUUUUUAUUUAUUUAUUUUUUUUUGUUUUUUUUUUUUUUUUACACUACCGUAUUUUUUAAAUAUUAUUAUUUUAUUUUAUAUUUUAGAAAUCGGGUUAUUUGUGAUAUUUGAUGAUCGCAUUUUUGUUUUUUUUUUUUUUUUUUUUUAAUAAAAAAAAUAUACGGUCUAGCUGAUACCCGUAGACUAACUUGUCUUGUUUUAAAAAUGGGCCUAUAUUUGUUAAGUAUUGCUGACAUAGAAUGUGCAAAUAUGUAAUAAAAUAAAUAAUAAAUUUCGUAAAUAGAAAAGAAAAAAAAAAAAAAUAUGGUAGAUUAGAGAAACUAGAAAAAGAAAAAAAAAAAAAAAAAAAUUAUUAAAAAAUCAGAGUUUAUAUACUUUAGUUAUACUAUAUAGAAAUAUGUAUACUGUAAUGUUUAUCAAACAGGCAAUCUCCGAAAUUAUUGUUUUAAUUUACAUUACGUUGACAAUUUACAACAUGCAUAGUGUUACUAUUAUUAUCAUUACAAUUAUUAUGAUUAUUAUUAUUAUUGUUCAUGAAUAGAAAAAAGAAAAAAAAAAAACAAACAAACAAUCAAGUUGAUUUCGCAACUGACCACGUCAAAUUUCAUAAUCAAUUUUAUUUCCAUGAUGUGGCUAAAAGAAGAAGAGACCGUAGUCUCAAUUUGGUUUUUUUUUUUUUUUUUUUUUCUCCUCUCAAUAUUAAAGUUUAAGAAAAAGUAAUGAAGAAAAAAAAAAUACAAUGUAUAAAGAAUAAUGUGAAAUAUGUAAAAUAUUUCAAAAAGUACUUAUCGACUGUUUUUUAAACCUCGCCAAGGUUUAAUACGUUUUAAAGUUUUUUUUUUUUUUUCGUUUUUUUUUUUUUUUUUUGGCUCUCUGAAUAUUUUUUAAAUUUAUAUAUUUAUUUCUCUCGAUGAGAAAUAUUAUUUUAUUAUUUGUAUCAAUUUGCAUGAUAUAUACAAAAUGUUUUUCAUUAACAUUAUUUUUAAUUAACGUAUUAGAUCCAUUAAUGGUAUUAAAUUACUUAUCAAUAAUGAUAAUAAUAAUUUGUCAUUAUUUUAAAUAAUUAUUGCAAUGUUAAUUAUAUUUUUAAUUUUUAAUUCAAUUCAAGAAUUGCAAUAAUACUGUCAAUCAUUAGACACUAGCUUUUUUUUUUUUUUUUUUAAUUGAUAAAUUGUAUAUUUUUGAGCCUCUUUAAUUAUUUUUACAUGAAUUAUUAGAUAGAUAAUUAUAUUGUCAAAAAAUAAAUUAAAUCUUGGCGUGGAUUUGUUGAAUUUGGCUGUAAUAUAGAUUUAUUAAAUUAGUCGACAUAAAAAUUUAUGAGACAUCUUAUACGAUUUAAUGAAGCUCGAAUGUUUUUUUUUUUCUUUUUCUUUACUUUUUAAUUAAGUUAAAGAAUAAAGAAAAAAGAAAAAAAUAAUAAUAAUGAAAUGACCUUUUCAUUAAUGUGUAAAUAAAAAAAUAAAAAAAAAAUAAAUGAAGAAAAAACGAAUAAAGAAAAUAUUAAAUGAAAUAAUGAGCCUAGGUUAUUUAAUAAUAUUUACAAUAUGUUUAUGACAUUGCAAUUCAUACGAUAAUAAUAGUAAUAAUAAUUAUAAUAUUAAUAUGAUAAA